AUUUUGUUGCGCGAACAUCAACAACGAAUUUCGAAAGAUUUACAUCUUCUAUUGAUUUUAAUGUUUAAUUCAUCUUUAUUUAUCAGACUUGAUCACACGUUUGUCAUACAUAUUUUUUCUCCACAAAAUGUCUGAAUAUGGUCAAGAGUCCAGCGGAAGAGUUAAGGGUGUGACGAUAGUGAAGCCAAUCGUGUAUGGGAAUGUAGCAAGGUAUUUCGGCAAAAAGAGGGAGGAGGAUGGACACACUCAUCAGUGGACCGUGUACCUGAAACCUUACAGAAAUGAGGAUCUGUCCACAUAUGUGAAGAAAGUAACAUUCAAGCUGCACGAUAGUUACCCAAAUUCUACCCGAGUUCAUACAAAGUCUCCCUACGAGGUGACAGAGACUGGCUGGGGAGAGUUCGAAGUCAUAAUCAAAAUAUACUUCAAUGACCCAACAGAGAGACCGGUGACGGUUUACCACUUGUUGAAGUUGUUCCAGAGUGAGACGGAGGUCAUGCUUGGCAAGAAAUCUCUCGUUGCUGAGUACUACGAUGAACUGGUGUUUAAUGACCCUUCCUACAUGAUGCAGCAGCUUCUCAACGGGACACGCUCUCUCUCCAUCGGGGCAUAUAAACAUGACUCAGACUUUGAAGAGAAAAAGGAAAAGACAGUGGUGAAAAUAGAAAAUGCCAAACGGAAAAUACGAUAUGAAAUCUCAGAAUUGAAUGAACGCUUGAAACAAAAGAAAAUGACAAUCCAGAAGUUAAAAGACGAAAUUUCAAAACUUGAUACCCACAGCACAGACACUCCUGUAUCAGAAUCAUUGACCUGAUCACUGAAGUGUAAAUGGGUGUAAUUGCUUUUGGUUUGAAACUUUUUCAAGCGAAUGCUUCCAUGUAGCACAUGAAUAAAGGCUGGCAUACAUCGAUAAGAAUGCAGUGUGUCCAAAGUUGUAGUAUGAUGGACAAUCUGUUAAAUAUGAACAUUUUGUUUCAAAGGAUGUAUGUUUUCACGAAAACGUGUAUUAAUUAGAUGCAUGCAUUAAAUUUUUUUUUGGCAAAAAACAGGUAUCAGAACCUGUUAAUGCAUUGUGUUGAGUACCGGUAUUUUGUUGUGCCUUGUAAGAAUAAAUAAACCAUGCAAAUACAAUACUUAAG
Molecule: messenger RNA, 1139 nt
Organism: Mya arenaria
Lineage: Eukaryota; Metazoa; Mollusca; Bivalvia; Myida; Myidae
Product: YEATS domain-containing protein 4-like
Exons: 7
Coding region: 128-814 (228 amino acids)
Biological process (GO): regulation of DNA-templated transcription
Source: RefSeq, a predicted model, not a curated record